Messenger RNA from Sarcophilus harrisii (Tasmanian devil), 4331 nucleotides. RefSeq names its product short transient receptor potential channel 2 (gene XNDC1N). Gene Ontology annotation, biological process: single strand break repair; base-excision repair. Bases 260 to 1504 code for a protein of 414 amino acids. The record is from RefSeq and is a predicted model, not a curated record. Lineage: Eukaryota; Metazoa; Chordata; Mammalia; Dasyuromorphia; Dasyuridae. Gene Ontology annotation, cellular component: nucleus. The transcript has 10 exons. Gene Ontology annotation, molecular function: damaged DNA binding.
GCCUGCGCGAGGGCGGGGCCUGGGGGUUGGAGGUCGGAGGUCAGAGUGUAGUUGUGGCGGGAACCGAGGCGCUCCGGCUGGAAACCUGUCUCUUCUCUGGAGCGAAGAGGCAAGGAGGGAAGGAAUGGGAAGUGAGGCUGGGAAGAGACUGAAGGGAUCAAGAAGAAGCCAAGAAGGCUGAUGUGGUGACAGGGUGUGCACAUAUCUUGAGAGAAAGGGCUUAUGGCUACCUUCUUUCUGUGACCUUCUAUGUCUUCUCAUGGCUCCUGUGAAGAUCAGUCAUGUGGUGUCGUUCUCCUCUCAGGACUCCAGGUACCCUGUGGAAAACCUGCUGGACCCAAAUGAACCAGUAAGACCUUGGCUCAGUUCCCCUCGGGACCACAGUGGGCAGCUCAAGGUGGAGCUGCAACUAGAACGAGCUGUGCCCAUCAGUUACAUUGAUGUGGGGAAUUGUGGCUGUGCUUUCUUACAAGUGGAUGUGGGACGUUCCUCCUGGCCUCCAGGCAGGCCUUUUCUGACCUUGCUUCCCAUGGCCACACUGAUGUCACCUGCUGACUCCAAACUGGGAAAGAACCGUUCCGGGGUCCGUAUGUUUAAAGACGGAGAUUUCCUGGCCCCAGCAGCAGAUGAGAGUUGGGAUAGGCUUCGAGUGACCUGCAGCCAGCCUUUCAGCCGUCGGCAGCCCUUUGGUCUCAUGUUCCUUCGUGUGCGUUCUUUGCUGGAACCCAGAGAAGCCCCUGAGAGUCCUCAAGCACCUGACCACAGCCAGGUGGAGUCUUCUGCACAAGCGCCUGAAGCCAGCCCUUGGCUUGCCAGUCCUGCCAUCCGGAGAACAUUCUUCCCAGAUCCACAACCGAGCCAUGGGCAAGUGACUGAGCUCAGAAACCGCCUACAGCAGCUGCAGCCUGGGGCUUUGGGGCGCUCAGCCCGCAUGGUGCUGUCUGCUGCCUGCCGGGCUCUUCCAUCUACCUCAGAGAGGUGCCACCAAAGAGAACCAUCACCAAACCACACAGACAGCCCAGAUGUUCCUGAGGCUGAGGAACCGGGGCCACAGGAGCAGAAUUCAGAGAAUGAAUCAAGAAGGACAAAGAGACGGAAGCUACCAAACUCAAAGAGAAGGCCUCCAGCUGCUGCAGGUCCUCGGCAGUGCAGAAAGAUGAAACCACGAUGUCAAAAGGCCCGCCAGCCACAGACAGGCAGUGACCCCAGUCCGGAGAGUGGCCGGUGCCCCAUCUGUGCCGGGUCUUUCACCUUUAAAGACCUUCCCCUCCAUGCUGCCACCUGUGGAGAGAGCUCCCCGCCUCAUCCAGGCUCACCCUCUUCCUCCUCGUCCCCAUCUUGGACUCCAUCUUCAUUGCACCCUGAGCCCUCUCUGGAGAUCACACCACCACCCCCCUGGGUGCAAUGCCCCAUCUGCCAGUGCUAUUUCCCAGUGAGGGAGGUGGCAUGGCAUGCCAGCAGGUGUGGGGAACCCCCUGAGAAUCCUUGGAUGAGCCUGGACUAGACCUUGCCCUACAUGCUUUGAUUUCCUACACCCAGCCAUUCUGCUAGAUUCCAGGAAGGUGGAGGUACAUGCUACAAGCUAAGUCCUUGAGGCUAGGGGUCCCAGCCCUCCCCCCACUUCCAUUUUUAUUUUACCCUUGGUUAUGGAAAAGCAUGAAAUGGCAGAACUCAGACCUGUGGGAUUGCUGAUAACAUUAGGCUCAGCUUCAUUAUUAUUCUGGGUUGCCAUGACAAUUGUUGCUAGGAUACUCGUUCUCUGCCGACAGUUCUGCCUCUCUCCAAGGGAAGUCAAUUUAGAUUAAUGGAUAAACAGACUUGGGCUAUGGUGUUCUGCCUGGUGCCCCUCCCCCCUGGUAGGAGGAAAGGAACUCAGCCUUGUUUGAAAUGAUUCUACAAUGCGGCAGAACAUGUACUGCAAUAUUAACCCUGUGUUUGCCAUGUUGCAAGGGAGGAAGAAACAGUGAAGAAUUUUUUUUUUUAAUGCAAAAACCUCAUGUUUAACUCCAGGUCCUCUGGGGAGCUGCAAGUCAGAACAGUCCAAGAUGCCUUUUAAUUAGUGGUCUGACUGUGUGACCUGAGUAACUCAUGAAAUCUAUUGGAUCUCAGUUUGCUCAUUUUUAACUAAGAGAUUAUUAUCUGCACUUCUCAGUAUUGCAGGCUUUUUGCAGGUACCCUGCAAGUUAUGUCAUAGUCUGAAAACUGAUUUGUAAACAAUAGGCAGUAAUCUUCACAAAGUAUUAGAGACAGACUUGGAGAAAGCUUCCCUCUUUUGCCUCCAGUAGCCUAAUGGGACAAGGGGAUGAUGGAACAGAAACAACUAUGAGGAGGAGAAAGCCCACAAGGAGAAGCAGAGCAGUGGGGAGAGGGCUCCCCUAAGAAAGGGCCCUUCCCUCCCUCAGGCCCAUACUGAGAUAAGAACAGUUGGACAUUGAGCCACAUGGAUGUCUCCAAGAAGGACUGGAGGAGGAAGGUUCAAGCUGAAGCAGGUUCAAGCUGCAUCUCAAGAUUUUUCUUCUCCUCUUCUAAUUGACUUCUUUUCAUCACCAGCUCCUCAACCUUUAAUCUAUGGGUGAAAUGAUAGUGGACAUAAAAUUAGACAAAGUACUGGGAAAGUUCAAAUGAAUGAAUAAAUUUUAAAAGCAUUUAUUAAACAUUUAUCAUGUGGCAACCAAGAUGCAGAGAGGUCUGGAAACUUUCCCAUAUGGGGACUGGUUAAAGGCAGAACUAGGACCAAUGAUAGGAAGGUACAGAGAAAACAAGAUUCCCUUUAAUAAAAGGAAAAACAUUUUGAAAAUGGCAUUGUUUUCCUAAACUAAAAUGGACUCUGGAAAGGUAUUGCAUUGCCCAUUACUAGUGGUCUUAGAAGCUGAAUGACCACUUUUUGAGGAUUUGGGCACAAGUAGGAUUAAACAACCUCUAUGCUUGUGCUCAAAGGACCCAGCCAAGCUUCCUCCCAUCCUGCUGUUCUUCCCCAGUUGCUGUGCCAUGUUUGGCCUGCCCUCCCCUCCACCUCAAACUUGCUCUAAUACACGUGUUUGAUCUCCAGGUCUCUGAGGGGCAAAGCUGGAGCAGAGGAUGGGGCGCAGCUGGUCUUGGUAGGGGGCAGGGCCCAGCCUAGGGCGGGGUCUGGGUGCAUAAGAAAGUGUUGGGCAUCCCAAAGGGAGCAAACAGAAAAAGAAGACCAGAAAGGUAUAAGCCAUGGAUUCUCUCACGGUAAGGAACUUUGCCACUGCCCCUUUCCAUGGCUUCAUUGAAGAUCUCAUGAAAUCUCAGCAUAGGGCCUGCUCUCCCAGAAAGAAAGUCAGCUACUAGACCAGAACUGAAUUUUUUUUGGUUGGGGGAGAUUGGAGACCCCUUCAUCUUUUCAAUUUAGAGUUAGAGAGUGACAAAACUAAGGACAAGAGGGGAUAUAGACCUAGAAAUGUUGGGGUCCUGUUUGGGGGAAGGUACUGGAGGGUUUGGAAAAGGACCCAGGAUAGCAAUUUCCAGAAGCUAUGGGCUACUGUGUACCUGUUUGUUUCAACUUCAGGGAGGAGGCCUUGGACUGGAGAACUCCAGGGAUUCACUGGGGUAGAGGAGAAGCAGCUGGCAAGAAACAACAACAGGGAGUAGUAUCCUCACUAUUUCAACUUAUACUUGCUUGUCCCUAGAAAAGGGGCAGCUGCAGAGAUCAUUUCUGGCCUAGGCUCAUUCAGGGACUGGUACCAGGGUUUCAGCUUUAACAGUGGAAGGCACCUUGGGGAGCAGAGCUUUGGCAGCCAGGGGUCUAAGCUCGUAGCCCAUUAUAUCAAGUAGCCAUCAAGGGAAGGAAGAGGUAGGCAGGCCUGUCAAUCUUUGUUCAUAGAACCUUCUGUAAUUUAGUUUAUCUCCCUCUCUUCCCAUGAGGCCCUAAGUUAGGUUGGGUUGAGUGAAAUACAGAGGUACAUAGAGCUGGGCAUGGUGGUGCAUACUUGUAUUCUUUGUUGCCAAAGAUUCUGAGGCUGGUGGAUCUUGAACUUGUUAGUUCUGAAUAGCAGGUAUAGUAUAUAGCAACACAGCAGGGCUAUGCUGUUGGGUGCUCCCACUCCACUAAGUUUGGUGCUCAUGUAGUGAUCCCUCAGGAGUUAGGGGGGAGGGAGCAUCAGGUUGCCUAAAGGGGAGCCUAGUUCAGAAAUAGGAGGUCAAAGCUGGGUAGAUCACAAUGGAAUCGGGCUUCUGUAUGUGGCCCCUGGAUAAGAUAAGGAGAUCUGGUCUUUAAAAAAAAAAAUUUGUUUUUAAGCCACCGAAGUGCAUAGAGAAAUCUGAGUCCUGACUCCUAUCCUUUACAAAAUAAAACGUAAGAAAUCUUA